AUGAGAGAGAUUAUUCACAUUUCUACAGGACAGUGUGGUAACCAGAUCGGUGCUGCGUUCUGGGAGACGAUCUGCUCAGAACACGGGCUGGACUUCAACGGCGCGUAUAACGGGACAUCGCACCUGCAGAAGGACAAGCUGGGUGUCUACUUCAGCGAGGCGACCUCUGGGAAGUAUGUCCCGCGUGCGAUCAACGUUGAUUUGGAGCCUGGGACCAUCGAUGCAGUGAGGAACUCGUCCAUUGGUGGGCUGUUCAGACCGGAUAACUACAUAUUUGGGCAAUCCUCCGCGGGGAACGUGUGGGCUAAGGGCCACUACACAGAGGGUGCUGAGUUGGUGGAGAGUGUUAUGGACGUGAUUCGCAGGGAGGCGGAAGGGUGUGACUCGCUGCAGGGGUUCCAGAUCACGCACUCGCUCGGUGGUGGGACCGGGUCAGGAAUGGGUACACUCCUCAUCUCCAGGAUCAGGGAGGAGUUCCCGGACAGGAUGAUGGCCACUUUUUCCGUGCUACCAUCGCCAAAGACGUCCGAUACAGUCGUCGAACCGUACAACGCAACUUUGUCCGUGCACCAACUGGUAGAACACUCGGAUGAGACUUUCUGCAUAGAUAACGAGGCGCUAUACGAUAUCUGCCAGAGAACUUUGAAACUGAAUCAACCAUCGUAUGGGGACCUCAACAAUCUCGUCUCGAGCGUCAUGUCCGGUGUUACAACCUCGCUCCGUUUCCCAGGGCAAUUGAACUCAGAUCUAAGGAAACUAGCCGUCAACUUGGUGCCCUUCCCAAGACUGCACUUCUUCAUGUGCGGGUACGCUCCAUUGACCGCAUUGGGGUCCAAACAGUUCCGUUCGCUUACGGUGCCUGAACUGACGCAACAGAUGUUCGACGCAAGAAACAUGAUGGCAGCAUCAGACCCAAGAAAGGGCAGGUACUUGACCGUAGCUGCGUUCUUUAGGGGGAACGUCUCCGUGAAGGAGGUCGAGGACGAAAUGCACAAAGUACAAACGAGAAACUCAGACUACUUCGUCGAGUGGAUCCCCAACAACGUGCAAACUGCCGUUUGCUCCGUUGCUCCAAAGGACCUUGACAUGGCAGCAACGUUCGUCGGGAACUCCACAGCGAUCCAGCAACUGUUCAAGCGUGUCGGUGACCAAUUCACAGCCAUGUUCAACAGAAAGGCUUUCUUGCACUGGUACACUUCAGAAGGUAUGGAGGAAAUGGAAUUCUCGGAGGCUCAGUCAAACAUGAAUGAUCUAGUGAACGAGUACCAACAGUACCAGGAAGCUACUGUGGACGAUGAGGAGGACAUGGACGCACUAGAGUACGAGGAACAACACACACAGCAGGCUGACACCACUCAACACCAUGAAACUGCAGAACAACCAAUGCAAGAAGAAUUCGCUUAA
Huiozyma naganishii CBS 8797 is the source of this 1404-nucleotide messenger RNA. It is a transcript of the gene TUB2, whose product is annotated as beta-tubulin. Gene Ontology annotation, molecular function: structural constituent of cytoskeleton; GTP binding; GTPase activity. The transcript has a single exon. Bases 1 to 1404 code for a protein of 467 amino acids. Gene Ontology annotation, biological process: mitotic cell cycle; microtubule cytoskeleton organization. NCBI's taxonomy places the organism in Eukaryota, Fungi, Ascomycota, Saccharomycetes, Saccharomycetales, Saccharomycetaceae. The record is from RefSeq and is a predicted model, not a curated record. Gene Ontology annotation, cellular component: cytoplasm; microtubule.